AUGCAGUCCUUCAGAGAGCGCAGCACUGGUUACCACAGCAACCAGACUUGCUACCAGCAGGAGCCCCAUGAAUUAUCCCGUCUCGACACAUACCGCCAGCACCCGCAGCAUCCGCACACUGGCCCAGGACCACACCCAGGGCAAUGCAGACCCGGAUAUGACCCCCAUCCUCUGACCAGUCCCUCCAGCAUGACCCCAGCUGGAGGUGGGACCAAGGACUGUUACAAUCAACAAGCCUUUGCCAGUUUCCCUGGAAACAAUGGAGGCAAUGGCAAUGGGAACGGGGUCCCUGCUAAGAAGUCUUACAGAGGAGGAAGUAAAGCACCCACUCAGACCUCUGGGAAUCAUUUGCAGGGUCCAGCUGGCUACAACCACAUGGGCCCAGGAAGCUACUCAGCACAGUAUUUAAGUGAGGGUCACAUACAACAGAAGUGGGACGACCCGUCACAGUUAUCACAGUAUGAACAGGAUGUAGUGGCCCGCAUGGAGGCAAGUACCCCCACUCCUGGCUCUUCGCAGUACAUGGACCAGACCCUGUUAGGCCAAACUCAGUGCCAUCAGCCCACGACCCCGGCCUAUACAAGUCCACAUCACCCCAACCCUCCGCCCUCACCACUCAUGUACCCUCAGAGUCACCUGCACUAUCCCCAGCAGUCCCCGUCUCCAUACAUGGACAAGUGCAGUACUCUGCCUCACUGCUAUAAAGGGUACAACAUGCCCCCAAAUGCGCAGUACAGCAGACAAAUGGGAAGCCACAGCAGCUUGAAGCAAGGCCAAUACAGGCAGAGUCAGAGCGGUUACAGUUACCAGCAGCCUGCACCAAGGGGCUACGAACCGCAUGCCCCUUUACAGACCCUGACGAGCCCACAGGAGCCUCAUCCAAAAUACCAACAUUAUACUCAGACCCAGCAGAAUUAUUGCCUCACUGAUAUGCCGGUCCGCUCUCCAGACCAAUAUUACCAAACGUGCAGCCCUGCAUCCAGCCAUUCGCCUGCACGCUCUGUCGGGCGUUCUCCCUCAUACAGCUCCACCCCUUCACCACUUAUGCCCAAUCCUGAGUCCUUUCAGUACAGCCAACCAACUAUGACGCCCUCCUCCUCUUCAUCUUCUACCUCUGCCAUGCCAGAGCAGGGGGGCUCCAGUGCCAUGUUAUUGCCCCCACGCUCCCACCCCUCCCCGAAUGUGGCCCACCCAGUUCCUCACAGCUACACCACCACACCUCAGCUACCCACCAUGAAAGAGCGCUUUUCUGAAAAGCUUCUUUCUAAUCCAAGCUUAUGGAGCCUCAAUGCCCUUACCUCUCAAGUGGAGAACAUUUCCAAUAAUGUCCAGCAGUUGUUGCUUUCUGAAGCUUUAGUUGGAAAUAAGAAAAGCGGAAAACGGAGCAGUGGUGGAAGUAACAGCAGCAUAGGCAGUGUCACGCACUCUAAAAAAAGUGAAGAGUAUAAGAAUCCUCUGUAUGCUGAUGGCAGCGGAGUUGGAGGUACCAUACAAGAUCCUUACUCAACAUCCCAGCACCACACACUCCCCGUGGAGCUGCACGAAGCAGGCUAUUCCAGCAGCAGUGACGAGCAACUUGAAAGAAGCUACUACUACUGCAGCCAAGGCAGGAAUCUGGGGACUCAGGUGUACAUAACUUGA
Messenger RNA from Knipowitschia caucasica, 1641 nucleotides. Lineage: Eukaryota; Metazoa; Chordata; Actinopteri; Gobiiformes; Gobiidae. The record is from the annotation of a GenBank genome assembly.